CAAGAAGACAGAAGAAGAAAAGAUCAUCAAGACCGAUCUCGUAGACUUUUCUUUUCUUGUCUUCUGUCAAAAACCAGAAAGAAACUUUUCAAGCAGAAGAACCUCAUAGAUUCGUGAGCUUCAAGACGAUGGAGUCUUUGAAGAACAGAACAUUGCUUAAGGUCAUCGUCCUCGGAGAUAGCGGGGUUGGCAAAACUUCAUUGAUGAACCAAUACGUGUACAAGAAGUUUAACCGACAAUACAAGGCCACGAUCGGAGCAGAUUUUGUCACCAAGGAGCUUCAUAUUGAAGACAAAGCUGUCACUUUACAAAUAUGGGAUACGGCUGGACAAGAGAGAUUUCACAGCCUAGGAGCUGCGUUCUAUAGAGGUGCUGAUUGUUGCGUUCUUGUCUAUGACGUGAACAAUCUCAAAUCCUUCGAAACUCUCAAUAGUUGGCACAUGGAGUUCCUCAAGCAGGCAAAUCCUGUGGAACUUGAGAAAUUUCCAUUUGUUUUGAUUGGAAACAAAACCGAUAUAGAUGGUGGAAACACCCGAGUUAUUUCGAAUAAGAGAGCCAUCGAAUGGUGUGGUUCAAAGGGAAACAUACCGUACCAUGAAACCUCUGCAAAGGAAAAUAUCAAUGUGGAUGAAGCAUUUUUGGGUGUUGCACACAAGGCUCUCUCCAAUGAACAUAAACAAGAAUACAUAUAUUCCAGAGACUUGUCUGCAUCUGUUACAGACAUUCUUGAGGAGCCGUCAAGACCAGGCUGUUCUUGCUGAUUCAUAAUUAACAAAUCUGAUCAGUAAUAUCGAUUCAAUUCCAAGAUCUUCUGUUUUCAAUCUUUGUCUUUUUAUUUAAUUAUAUUAUGGUUUACACCAAAAAAUUAUAGCGGUUUAGUAACGAAAAAUAACUGGUACAUGCGACGACCUGAGUGUGUUUUGAUUCAUGUGUAGCAUUGUAUUUUAUUUAUAUGUUCAUGUUAUUAUCGAUACAUUCAUACAAUCAAUAUCAUUUGGAACAUUCGAU
Messenger RNA from Eruca vesicaria subsp. sativa (arugula), 1008 nucleotides. NCBI's taxonomy places the organism in Eukaryota, Viridiplantae, Streptophyta, Magnoliopsida, Brassicales, Brassicaceae. The record is from the annotation of a GenBank genome assembly.